AGACAAAUAGUGAAGUGUAAUUUUUUCCUAUAUAAUAUACCUUGUUUUCUCCGUCUUUCUUGGAGAAAAACCAUUGCAUGUUGUUUACCAACGUAACAACUUUACCCACCACACUCUUUUUCAGUUUUAAUUAUUACUAUUCUCUCUAUUUUAAAUCUUGUUAAUUCUUUAAUUUAUAAUCAAUUCAUUUCAAUUAUCAACUAUGUUCAUAACCCUUUUCUUCAUUCCCCUUUUUUCAUUUGAGUUUGAGCUCUUCAAUGGCGUUUCCUGCUUCAAUCUCGCUUCCCUCUGAUCCCUUCGCUUCAAAGCUUCUUCCUUUAUCAAGGAUCUCUGUUCCUGCGCAAAUUACAGUAAAAAUUGAGCUAACCCAGUUGAUAUCAUUAAGAAGAAGUAAGUGUUCUAGUUUAAAGGCUUCGAUGGGGUCUCCGGGAUUUACCCAGCAACUCAAUGACAAAAAGUUAGAGACUUUAGCUGAAGUUAAAGACGGUCGUGAUGAUAUAUUUAAUGAUCUGAAGGAUAGAUUUUUGAGUUUUAAGAAGAAUGUAUACAUGAAAAACGCCGAACAGUUUGAAAGUCUCGCCAAGGUUCAAGUUCCAAAGUUCAUGGUUAUUGCCUGUGCAGAUUCCAGGGUAUGUCCCUCCAGUAUUUUGGGAUUUCAACCCGGAGAAGCAUUCACAAUCCGUAAUAUUGCUAAUUUGGUUCCUACCUUCGAGACUGGACCCACAGAAGUAAACGCUGCAUUAGAAUUUGCGGUAAACACCCUUCUGGUUGAGAACAUCUUAGUAAUUGGCCACAGCUGCUGCGGGGGUAUACGCGCCCUUAUGGGCAUGGAAGAUGAUGGCACUACAGGCUUUAUAAAAAGUUGGGUUGUUAAUGCAAAGAACGCGAAAGUAAAAACCAAGGCUGUUACUUCCAACCUCGAUUUUGAUGACCAGUGCAAACAUUGUGAGAAGGUAUCAAUUAACCAUACCUUGGUAAACCUACUUAGUUACCCUUGGAUUAAAGAAAAGGUGGAGAAAGAAGAACUCUCUAUCCAUGGUGGUUACUAUGACUUUACUGACUGUUCAUUUGAGAAAUGGACAUUGGACUAUCGGGGAACCAAACUUGAGGAAAACGGAAGAAUUGCUACAAAAGAUAAAGUAUUUUGGUCCUGAGUUUUUACUUCUGUUUUUCUGAUUGAUGUACCAGUUUGCGUGUCUAAAAUUCAUACCUAUAGGAUUUCAAAAGCAUAGAUUGAAUAAUAUAUUUUGUAUAAUUCAUAAAAGAUUGUAACUUAAGCUAUUUGAUUAAACCCCACCCGUUUGGCAUGUCUGUUUAUUUUUGGUUUCUGAAACAUUUCAAGUUAUAAUGUACUACAGGUAUUUUAGCCAGUAAUGAAAUUUCUUUUCGUCA
Messenger RNA from Lathyrus oleraceus (garden pea), 1392 nucleotides. Its product is annotated as beta carbonic anhydrase 5, chloroplastic. Gene Ontology annotation, biological process: carbon utilization. The record is from RefSeq and is a predicted model, not a curated record. Lineage: Eukaryota; Viridiplantae; Streptophyta; Magnoliopsida; Fabales; Fabaceae. The coding region runs from base 258 to 1154 and encodes 298 amino acids. The transcript is spliced from 9 exons. Gene Ontology annotation, molecular function: carbonate dehydratase activity; zinc ion binding.